Molecule: messenger RNA, 1698 nt
Organism: Diplodia corticola
Lineage: Eukaryota; Fungi; Ascomycota; Dothideomycetes; Botryosphaeriales; Botryosphaeriaceae
Product: sucrose transporter
Exons: 4
Coding region: 1-1698 (565 amino acids)
Cellular component (GO): membrane
Molecular function (GO): sucrose:proton symporter activity
Source: RefSeq, a predicted model, not a curated record
AUGACAAUGCCGGUGAUACAAGAAGAUGAACCGCUUGAGCGAAACGGCCAGUCAGGACUCGGUCUGCGCGAUGGCGUUCGAAAGUGGCAGAUUCUGGUGUUGGCGCUGCCGAACCUGGGAAUCCAAAUGCUCUGGCUGGUUGUCAUGUCGUAUGGCACACCACACAUGGCCGGACUCGGAAUGCCCACCUCUCUCACCGCGCUGAUCUGGCUUUCGGGCCCGCUGAGCGGCACCCUGGUGCAACCCGUCUUCGCGGCACUCUCAGACCGCACCACUCACCCCUGGGGCCGCCGCAAGCCGUACAUUGCAGGCGGCGCCAGCUUCGUCUGUUUGUCCCUCCUCGGACUCGCCUGCGCCGAAGACGUGUCGAACUGGCUCACCGGAUCGCACCCUUCUCACCACCACGUCUACGCGUCCGGCCCGCCCAAGUCCAGCACGCUGACAAAGCUUCUGGUCGCCUUCUGGGCGUGCGCCAUCAACGUCGCGGUGCAGCCGCUGCAAAGUGGAGUCCGCGCCCUCACCGUCGACAGCUGUCCGCCACACCAGCAGAGCGAGGCCGCCGCGUGGAGCGCGCGCUUCAACGGCCUGGGUGCCGUGCUCAUCUCUGCCUCGGCCGUCUCCGACAUCUCGGCAUGGGCGCCGUUGCUGGGAGACACAAAGUUCAAGGCGCUGUGCGUGCUGGCCGUGCUCGCCUUGGCCGCCACUGUUAUCCCGGCCUGCUUCCUGAUUGCCGACGCCCCAGCCAGCACUGAUUACGGAUGCGGCAGAUCCACGAUGCCGGGCCGACGACAGGGGACGGUGACCAGGCUUCUAGCUGGCGCAAGGAGCCGAUUCAGCUCGCUGCCCCCCGUAACCCGUCAAGUGUGCAAGAUCCAGUUCUGCGCCUGGCUGGGCUGGUUCUCCGUGCUCUACUACCUAACCACCUACGUAUACCAAGUCUUCGUCAUGGACCAACACAUCCACCUCGACCCCAACAUCUUCGGCAGCGCCGACCCGCGCCUCAUCGAAAUGGGCAAGCAAGCCGGCACCCGCGCCUCCUUCUACUUCGCCUGCGUGACCUUCGCCUCCGCCUGCAUCCUCCCCUUCGUCGUCGUCGCCUCGCCGCCGUCGUCAUCCACCUUCUCAGACGACGACAACAGCAGCAGCAACGACGCCGCGACCACCACCUCGUCGUGGCGCCCCUCGGUCGGCCGCGCGUGGCUGCUCGCCCACUGCCUCUUCGCCGCCCUCAUGUUCCUCACCACCUUCGUGUGGACCGCGCCCGCCGCCAUCGUCAUCGUCGCCGCCCUCGGCCUCGCCUGGGGCGUCGCCUCGUGGGCGCCGUACACGCUCAUCGGCGCUGAGAUCGCGGGGCUGCGCGAGGCGGCGGCGCGGCGUGCGGGCUGGGGCGAGAUGCAGGAGCGGGGUGGGAGUGGCGAGUACUGGGAGGGUUCUAGCAGCGGGGAUGAGAAGGGUGCGGGAUCGGUGGUGGGCGGAGAGGAGGGCGAGGAGCGGAGCGGUGGUGAUGAUGCUACGGCGGCUGUUAUGGCGGUGCAUAAUAUGGCGAUUUCGGUGCCGCAGAUCUGCGCGGCGUUGGUGUGUAGUGCGCUGUUCAAGGUGGUCGAGGCCGCUGGGAGGGACGACCCUGCUGCGUAUGCGUUCAAGCUUGCGGGAGUCGCCGCGGCGGCUGCGGCGUGGAUGGCGAGGGACUUGGAGUGA